AAAUAGAAGGUAUUAUCAAGAAAUAAGCAUUGUUUGCAGCAAACCCGAUUUGGACUUUGCACUCAUUUAUCAAAGUACAGAGUAAAGUAAACCAAAAGGAAAAUGUCUUUAAUGUGUUCAAUCACCAUGGGUAUGCAUGUUUGUCUGAUUCAGUGACAGUUUGAAUGGCUUUCUCUGCUGCAUGGCACCAUCUGCUUCUUCUGUGGAUUUAUUCUGUCAUCUGGGUUGUCUCAGAUCUGCCUUGCUGCUCAUCUAGCAGUGCCCAUGAUAAGAAUAAAUGCAGUGAGCAAUGUGGGUCCCUUGCAAUUCCUUACCCAUUUCAUCUCAGUAGGCAAUGUGGACUCCCAGGCUUCAAGCUGGAAUGCAUGAACUCAUCCACUCUUGUCGUAAGGCUAGACAAUGUAAAAUACACCAUUCUUAGCUUCUCAUCCGACAGCAUAGUCAUAGAUCCUCUGGGAUCAACUUGUGAGCUCAGUGUGAAAUCUUUUCGUUUCAGGGGCAAUAAAUACUAUGGAAUCUCUCUUGAAAAUUUUCUGCAACUGUCAGAUUGCAGAAACUCCUCUGCCUGUCUGGUUAACUGCAAUAUCCCCAUCAAAAGAAAUAAUGCAGAGUGUAAAUACAAUGCAACUUGCUGCUACCCUCUUGCGAAUGCCACAUUGUGGCAAGUCGGUGAUAGUAUUUCGAACUUUUCAAGGUUUCACUGCAAUGCGUUUAGCAGUUGGGUUUUGUCCAGCCCUUCUGCUCACACUGUAAAUGCAGAGUAUGGGCUGAAAAUGGAGUGGGCUGUGCCCGGUAGUUGCUCAAAUGUUAGCUGCUCUCCUAAUGCACAAUGUGUUGAAGCAAACACCAUCAAGGAUGGUGUUCGAUGCCAGUGUAAACAUGGCUUUGAAGGGGAUGGAUUUGCCGAUGGAGUUGGAUGUUUGAAAGCUUGCCUUACAAAGGAUGGUCGUACAUCAUAUGAAAAGGACUGUAACAGUGCAAGAUCUGUCAUAAAUGUUGCUGUGUUAGCAGCUGGAAUAGUGGGAACGGCAACUAUUCUGGCAGGAUUUAUUGUUUCCUUUGCCCUGUUAAGGCGUUACAAGUAUUCAUCCUUGGAGAUAAAAAGACGUGGUGAUCCUAGCCAACUUGCAAGCCUUCUUUCUAUUCAUGGUAAAGCAUGCACCACAAAAUUAUUAACAUAUAAAGAGCUGGAGAAAGCUACAAAAGGAUUUGCACCAAGUGAGAAACUUGGAAAUGGUGCUUGUGGUACAGUUUAUGCAGGAAAGCUCCCUAAUGGAUGUCUGGUUGCCGUAAAGAGAAUACAUUAUGGAAGUACUCAGGGCACGCAACAACUUAUCAAUGAAGUUAAUGUCCUCUCAACUGUUAGACAUCGUAAUUUAGUACGCCUUCUUGGUUGUUGCAUUGAAAUGGCUAGCCCACUCUUAGUGUAUGAGUUUGUUCCUAAUGGCACCUUGGCAGAGCAUUUGCAGCAUGAAAGAGGAGAAGGUCUAAAUUGGCUGACACGGAUUACUGUGGCAACUGAGACUGCCAAAGCUAUUGCAUACCUACAUUCUACAGUGAAUCCACCAAUAUACCAUCGAGAUGUGAAGUCAACUAAUAUUCUUCUAGAUUAUGAUUACACUGCAAAGGUUGCAGACUUUGGACUUUCUAGGCUGGGACUUCCAGAGGGAUCUCAUAUCUCCACUACUCCUCAAGGUACUCCCGGGUACCUUGACCCAGAAUACCAUCAAAACUUCCACCUCUCGGACAAGAGUGAUGUGUAUAGCUUUGGUGUGGUACUUAUUGAAUUAAUUACAGCCAUGAAACCAGUUGACUUUUCUCGUGACAAGAAAGAGGUUAAUUUAGCUGCCCUUGCACUGGCAAAGAUUGGGAACAAUUGUCUUGAUGACAUUAUUGAUCCCUUCCUCCAGGUUCAGAAGCAACCAUUGCUCCGAGCACUGGUGCAAAGAGUUGCUGAGGUUGCUUUUCGCUGUUUGUCGUAUGACAAAGAUGCUAGACCUACCAUGCUAGAAGUUACAGAGGAGCUUUUACUAAUAAAAAAAGAUAGCAUGAAUAUAAGGAUCCCCUCGCCACAGGAAAACUGCGAAGUAAGCUUAGAAAACUUAAUUUUGCAAAAGGCUAAUAUGUCUCCCAACUCUACGCAUGCACCUUGGACAAGCAAUGAUAGCUCGAUGACAGCCAGUACACCAAGUACAAGUGGCUAGCAGCAAAUUUAAUAGGCUCUUGUAUUCAUGGACAUUCUGACUUUAUUUGUAUGUAUAAUUACUAAAUUUUGUGCUCUUGUGAA
Molecule: messenger RNA, 2287 nt
Organism: Cryptomeria japonica (Japanese cedar)
Lineage: Eukaryota; Viridiplantae; Streptophyta; Pinopsida; Cupressales; Cupressaceae
Product: wall-associated receptor kinase-like 14
Exons: 3
Coding region: 165-2204 (679 amino acids)
Biological process (GO): protein phosphorylation
Molecular function (GO): ATP binding; polysaccharide binding; protein kinase activity
Source: RefSeq, a predicted model, not a curated record